UUUAAACCAUGUUUUAUACAUGCCCAUCCCUGCAGGUGCUGUAGUGCAUGUAGUUUCACUCUUUUAACUUUUUGGUCUAAACUCUAAAGUCUAAACACGUGUUUCCCCGUCAUAUGCAUACAUAGUACAUAUUAAUAUCCAGUCUUAAAAAUUUGAUUCCAAAUGAACAACAAAUAAAUGCAAAGAAAUUUUAUUAUUUAUUGAAAUUUAUUGUGAGUUGUUAAUUAAUUAUAAAAUGGUAAAACUCAUUCCAGGCAUGUAUCAUAAAAAAAUAGGCAAACAACAUUUAAAAGGCCAAAGUUUGUUAUCCAAUCGAAAGUUAAAAAAAAUCGUAAAAGGACCGGCAUGGUUUUAUCCUGAAAAACCGAGUAAAGAUAAAACGAGUAAUUCUUCGAUUUCUGAUUCAAAAGCCACAAAUAAAAAAAUUGAUACACCGUCAACCACAACAACUGCAAAAAUCUUGGAUUCAUACGCAAGUAAAUAUUGUAAGUGUUCCAAUACUGCCUUCAGCCAAUUUUUAAAUCACUUUCAACAAUCAUCAGUUAUCCAAAAUGAAAUGUUAGCAAUAUUGUCAGCAGUAGUUUCAGUGAUAACCCAAAACGAAAGUAACGAAUCGUCCAGUGAAUACUAUUCAGCUUUGAUGAAAACGUUAGAUCAGGCAGAAACAGAUCAAUCAAUAUUGGCAACACUUUCACUUCUUAAAAUGUUGUUAAGUACGGUACCUAAGAAAAUGUUACAAAGCCAAUUUAACGAGGCUAGUCAGACGUUUAUUGGAAUAUUAAAAAAAUAUUCAUCCAUCUCAGAUAAUCACUUAAUUAUUCGGCAUUGUAUUGAAUGUUUAACAGUAUUACUCCUAGCACAAGCUGCUGAAACACUAAAUAAUGAUUUGGUGACUGUUAUUUAUGAUAAAAUAUUAACAUUCAUUGUUCAUACGAAGCCUAAGAUACGAAAAGUAGCUCAACAUUCGAUUUGUCUUAUUUUGAAAAAUUUGAAUUCAACUGAUACCGAUAAAUCAACAAACUGUUGUCAAUUUGUUUUACGAGUUGCAGAUUACUGUGUUUUGACUUUAAAAAGUUCCCAAGAAUCAGAAAAAUCUUGCAUUAAUAAUACUAAAAUUCUUCAUGUUCUGGCAUUUUUAAAAGACAUCAUUCCUAUGAUGCCACCAAAGCGUGUUAAAGUGAUUAGUAAGGAAUUGUUAAAUAUCUUGAGAUCAAAAAAUACGAUGUUAACUUCAUGUUGUCUUCAAACUCUACACAGUUUAUUUACCUCUCAAACACUUGUUCUUUCUUCACAAUUCAGUACACGGAUUAUUAGCACUCUAUAUGAUUAUCAACUGAAAACAGGAGAAUCAGAUGCAACUUUGGCUUGGCUGGCUGUCAUACAACAAGCAAUGUGUAACGUGGCAAAAAAUGAUCUCGAAGAAUGUUCUCUUAUUUUAUUCAAAAUUUUGACAAAAAUGAUAGAACUCUGGAAGUUUGAUGAUGAGAAAAUUGUAUAUACAUUAAAUGACAGUAUCAAUAUAGUAAUUCAAGAGUGUCUAACUCCAAUGUGUAUUAAUAAUGCUAUUGCCAAGAAAUACAAAGAUAUACUGAGAAAAAUAAUUCAAUUAGCUCAUGAAGGGUUAAAGGACAAAUCUAUUGAUCAUUCAGUCAGACUUCAUACUUUAAUUUUUAUUAAAACUCUGUAUCAGGUGAUCGGACGUACUUGUGCCCCAGAAAUGGCUCAAUGCUUAACAAGCCUAGCUGAUCUACAUGAUUGUCACAACUCAAAAUACUCAACUUGCGUAGAAAAUGCUAUUGAAGCUGCAGUGAAAUCACUUGGACCAGAACUGGUCCUUUCAAAAAUACCUCUAAAAACACCAGAAGGUGAUUUUGAUAAUCGACGUAUUUGGCUUCUGAGUGUCCUUAGUAACGCUAUAAAUGAAUCAACAUUAUCCUAUUUUCGGGAUGCCAUUUUACCACUGGCUAUGAUGUGUGACAAUAAAUCAAUUGACCUUCAAGAUAAUAAUGACCAAUCUCGUGCUCAUACUUAUAAAACACUUUACAACAAAAUAUGGAGUUUACUCCUAGGAUUUUGUAAUAAUCCAAUAGACAUUAAAAGUAAUUUCAAAACUAUUGCCAAUAUUCUUAGUCUAGCAAUCACAGACAAAAAAGACUUACGAAUGGUAGUGGUACAGUCGUUAAAAAAAUUAAUAAUAAUUUCAAUUGAAAAAAAGGCUGUAGAAGAUAUUCAGGAACUCAAAAAAUUUUCAAGUGUUUAUUUGCCAAGUUUGAUUGACUGUUAUAUAACCAAAACAAAUGACAGUGACGAAGAGACUCAUAGAUGUGCUGUUCUUGAUCUUAUAAAACUUUAUUUAUCAAUCUCAUCAAAAGACACAAUUGGAAAAAUAUUUGUUGAAAUUUUUAGGCGGCUUGAUGUAUUUGAAACCGAUGAUUUUUUAAAAGACGCACUAUUUGAUUUAAUUCAAGUUUUGAUCAAUUUUAUCGAUGGAAAUAAACUUGAAAAUAUUUAUGAGAAAUGUGGUUUAAUGAUAAAUGAUAAAAUGAAUUCUAAAGAUCAACAAAAAUGGUACAAAAUCCUAGAAGAAAUUCUUUUGAGUCAAUCAGAAUUCUGUCACAAAUUUGUUGAAGAAAACCGUGAAAAAAUUCAAAAAAUGUUCGUUGAAGCAAGUGAAAAUAUGAUAGCGGUAUCGAAAGAAAAUCGUCUAUAUUGUCUUCGGUGCUUAAUUAAAAGUCAUCCAAAAUUACAAAAAACGAAUUUUUUAAAAUCAAUUAUUCCCGAAAUAGUUAUGUGCGUUAAAGAAUAUGAUGAAACUUGUCGGAAAGUCUCAUACGAAUUAUUAAAUGAAAUUGCUGAUAAAUUUGAAACAAAUGUAGAGUUUUUUGAAGAGUACAUUAGUAUGUUGAUUGUUGGAGGUGAUCCAAGCUACGUUUCAUCAAGUUUAUUAGGACUUACUGGAAUCAUUUUCAAAUAUCAUAGUUUAAUUAGUGAUAAUAAAUUAGCAGAAAUUGUAAAAUACUUAAGUACUUUGAUUACCGGAACAUCAAGAGAAAUUAUAAACUCUGUAAUUGGACUUUUAAAAGUCUUAACAACAUCAUUAUCAAUUACCUCCCUUCGUUUCCUGCUGACAAUAAUUAUGAAAUGUUUUACUGUCAUGACUGACGAUUGCAAACGCCACUUUCGUAAAAAGAUUAGUGAUAUUUUAUUAAAAUUGGUCAAGAAGUUUGAUUUUAAAACUAUCUCUAAAAUGGUACCAUUGUCAGAUGAAGCGACACAUAGAAGGCUUGAAAGUAUUGAACAAAAUAAUUUAAAUAAUAAGGACGAAAAUUGUUUAAAAAAUAAAAACAAUCGAAAUUUAAUAUCGGCAGAAGGGAAAAAAAGAAAAAGAGAAUUUAAUAAUGAUAAUGAUGAUCAUCAAAAAAAAAGUCUCAAAGCUGACAAGACACUUGAAUUGAAACCAUUGCGUCGGUCGACGUUGAAUAAAAAAAAAAAAUUGAAAAAUGCUGCCAAAAUCAAGAAUGACAAUUCUGGAAUGAAAAGAAGAAUUACUGUUGACGGGAAAAAACAUAGGAAAUAAUAUACACUUUGAGAUAUUUCAUUGCUUAGGUUUUUUGGAAUUAUAUAGCAUAAUAUAGCUUUUAAAAAAAUAGAAACUUUUGUAUCAUACUAAAUAUUUAUUAUAACUACCUCCUGAAUUGAAUGAAGUAUUCGAAUUUAACGUUUGUAUUUAGACACGAAAUAAGCACAAUAACAACUCCGGAUUUGUAAUAUUAUACGCUUAAAUGUUUGCCAAAAGUCGGAGGUUUUUUUUGUCAAUUUUGAUAAAUUUUGAAAAUAUUUUACGAAAUUUGUCAAAUUUUCUCAAAUUUUUAGUGUUCCGUAGGACACUUA
Molecule: messenger RNA, 3891 nt
Organism: Aphidius gifuensis
Lineage: Eukaryota; Metazoa; Arthropoda; Insecta; Hymenoptera; Braconidae
Product: RRP12-like protein
Exons: 3
Coding region: 236-3577 (1113 amino acids)
Source: RefSeq, a predicted model, not a curated record